AAUAUUUUCCGAUAUGUAUUUGAUUACAAUUGUCGAGAGUUGUCAAGAACGUGGCAAUGAAAAUUUUAUGUGUAAAGGGUCAAUCGAGCCGACGACACUAAAGUAUGUCUGAAAUCUCUGGAUUGCUAGCGCAGUCCCAAGAUAAGGGUCCAUCCAAGUGUCACAUUCUGUGCCUGCACGAGGAAAUCAUUCGUCACCUGUUUACAUACUUGCCCCGGCUGUCCGACAAGGUGCGACUGGCGUGUGUGGCUCCAAAGUUCCGACAGGCCUUUGAGUGUUGGGCUCGAACUCAGAAGCACACAUUGAAUGCGGAAGAUGUGGAGCGAAUGGCAUUACCCGAUAUCAUAGAUUUCUUCAAGGUGGCCGGCCCCUUUGUGCAAGUACUGUUGGUCAAUUGUGCCUCCUUCCAAAAGGAGUCGCUGAUCGUCGAGUUCAUUUCGGAGUAUUGCAAGAACGUCGAAGAGAUCCACUUCAAAAAUGUGACAGAUGAGUUCCGCUAUCGGACAAUAAUGUCGCGUUUGACGAAUCUGCGACGUGUGAGCAUCGACUGCAUGGAUGCGGAGGAUGUUCUUAAUUUGGAUUUGGACGGCAACGUCGAUCUGGAGUCGUUUGAGCUGGUCAAUGGCUGCUAUACGGGCAAACACCUGUGCGGCUUUGCCAAGCUCCAAAGGCUUGUGCUUCGGGACUGCCUCCUUUGGAAUUCGGGCGAGUUUGGCAUUCCACUGAGAAACCUGCGCACACUCGUCUUAGAUGACUGUUGCUUUGAAGUGAUGAACCAGUCGGUCUACCAAAAGAUAGCCGAAUGCUGUGAGGAACUGGAGGAGUUAUCCUUUUCCGGCUGCGAUGCCAACUUUGAGAUUAUUGCCCAACUGCCCAAUUUGCAGCGCUGCACACUAAAAACCUGGAUGACCUCUAAUGAGCUGAAUCUUGGAUUUCUCUCAACUCUAGCCGAAAAGAAGGGCAACAAGCUAUCGUAUUUCAAACUUACAGGACAGUUCGAAAUCAGUAAUCAGCAUGCCCGUUUCCUGGGACAGCUGAGUAGUCUAAAGGAGUUGCAUUGGUGCGAAAACGACAUACUCGAGGACGAUCACUUCAAGUUCUUCAAUGACUUGCCAGUGCUGAAGCAGUUUGGACUGACCCUCUGUGGCCGGGUCACCGAUGUCGGUCUCAUGCGUUUGAUUCGCAAGUGCCCCCAACUAGAUCGCAUAGAUAUCAAUAGCUGCGACGAGAUCACCGACCAGUUUGUACUGAAUGCCAUCUAUUGCUGUGGCAAGGCAACACAUCGAGCUUUGGCCCUAAACGUGGAAGGCACUAAGAUCGCAACUACUGUGCUCUUGCAUCCCGACUACCUAAACCCGCAAAACAAGGUGAAACUUAACUUUACAAAUGUGUGACCGUCUAGCCAACUGAACCAUACUGGAGUGCGUUCGUUCGGAAGAAUUCAUAAGGAAGUACUUUUUUAUAUUUAUGAUCAAGCUCUCUCUCUUUCUGAUCGGCAUUAAGUGAUCGAGAGCGUUUGCAUCUACGGACUGGCCAUUUAAUAAUUUAGCGAGAAUACAUUUUAGAUACAGCUAUGCCUGUAAGCAUAAAAUGAUUCGUUUCAAUUCGACUAUU
Drosophila hydei is the source of this 1614-nucleotide messenger RNA. RefSeq lists its product as uncharacterized. The transcript is spliced from 3 exons. Gene Ontology annotation, biological process: SCF-dependent proteasomal ubiquitin-dependent protein catabolic process. NCBI's taxonomy places the organism in Eukaryota, Metazoa, Arthropoda, Insecta, Diptera, Drosophilidae. The record is from RefSeq and is a predicted model, not a curated record. The coding region runs from base 105 to 1394 and encodes 429 amino acids. Gene Ontology annotation, cellular component: SCF ubiquitin ligase complex.